Messenger RNA from Mytilus californianus (California mussel), 414 nucleotides. RefSeq names its product perlucin-like protein. The record is from RefSeq and is a predicted model, not a curated record. The transcript is spliced from 4 exons. NCBI's taxonomy places the organism in Eukaryota, Metazoa, Mollusca, Bivalvia, Mytilida, Mytilidae. The coding region runs from base 1 to 414 and encodes 137 amino acids.
AUGGGGAUACAGCAACCAAAACUGGGCUGUAAAAAUGGAUGGACACAGUUUGGAAAUAAAUGCUACUUCUUCAGUCACCAAGUUGAACCGUGGAGUGAGGCAAUGUCAGUUUGUCGUGUCUUUGAUUCCAAACUUGCUGAACCCAUGACAUCAGAAGAAUCUAAUUAUAUAAUAAGUCAAGGUCAGAAAGUUGGAGGAUCAUUUUGGAUUGGCAUAUCAGAUAUAAUCGACGAAGACCGAUGGAUAUACUCAACCGGACAAGAACCGAUAAGAGUUAAUAAUUUUCAACCGGGCGAACCUAAUGCCCAUACUUCCGGAAACUGUGUAGUAUUGUAUGGUCCCUUCCGUGGAAAUUGGGCAGAUGAAAACUGUCUUACACUACACCAGUUCGUUUGUGAGACACAUACAGAGUAA